UGUCAAUGUCAUUGUCAAAUUGUAAGAAAAGUUUAAUUUGUGUUUCAAUAAAAUUCCAAUUUCCCAAUAAAGUAAACGAAUUUUGUAUUAUUUUACUGGUUUAUAAAGUUUAUCAAACCUUAAUGUGAAUAAAUUCAACCAGUAAUGGGUGCCUUGACAAGCAGGCAAAAUGCUGGAGUGGAAGAAGCAGAUGUUGUUUCUAAUCAUGCUUACAAAUACCCACCUAGAUCAGGAAACUAUUUUGGAACCCACUUCAUAAUGGGAGGAGAAAGGUUUGACACUCCUCAACCAGAAGCCUAUUUAUUUGGAGAAAAUGCUGAUUUGAAUUUCCUUGGCAGUAGGCCAACACCUUUCCCAUAUCCUCCGCCCCAAUCAAAUGAGCCAACAAAGACAUUGAAAAGCCUUGUGAAUAUUCGAAAGGAAUCACUGAGGUUUGUGCGGUGUCCUGAGCCAGUGGGUAAGAUUGUAGACUCAAACAAAAUAGGAGAUGGUGUCAACAAAUCUGGUGAUAAUAAUGGCAAGGGCACAUAUUACAACAUUGAAUUCACAUUUGACUGCGAUGCUCGAUGUGCCAUCACUGUAUUCUACUUUUGUACAGAGGAAGUCACACCUGCUGGGGUAGUAUAUUACCCUCGAGAUCCAUCUAUGACCUCCCAAACUUAUCAUUAUAAAAAAGGAGCCAACCAGCAGUUCUGCCAGAUAUCUCAUGUGUUUGAUCCUUCGAAGCAUCCGGAGGAAGAUUUGGUUUAUAAUGCCGAUAGAGAAAUCAUACCAAUAGCUAUUUAUUGUGUAGUAGAUGAAGGGCAAGAAGAAAUAAGACAGUCUCACACAACCAUUGCAAUAGUGGAAAAACACUCUGAUGGAACAUAUGUAUUGAAAGCCCUUAAGCAAAAGCUUUUUGUGGAUGGUCUGUGUUACCUUUUGCAAGAGAUAUAUGGCAUCGAAAACAAGAACCUUGAUACAAAGCCUAGUUCUGAUGAGGAGACCGAGGACGGGGGUUCCGAAUGCGUGAUUUGCAUGUGUGACGUGCGUGACACUCUGAUCCUGCCGUGCCGCCACCUGUGUCUGUGCAACUCGUGCGCGGACUCGUUGCGCUACCAGGCCAACAACUGCCCCAUAUGUCGCGCCCCCUUCAGGGCACUACUGCAGAUACGGGCGCUGCAGCGCAUCGCAGCCUCGCCGGCGCCGAUAACCGCGGCCGCUAGCCCUAACGACCAGGGCAGCAUGGAGAACAUUCCUGCGGGGUACGAGCCGGUGUCGCUGCUGGAGGCGCUCAACGGGCCCCACCCCGCGCGAGCCCCGCCCGCGCCCCGCCCCGCCCCCACCAUCGCCUCCCCCGACACCGACACUGCAUCACAGGCGGCGGAGAUCCUGAACCGCUGCAACCUGGAGCGGAGUUCUUCCACGAGUCUAGGCAGCGGCGGCAGCAGAAAGGGCAAGGUCAACCGCGAUGACGUCAAACCACGUGACAACGCUCACACCAUCACACCGGAGUUCCGUAUGUCAGUUUUGUUGGCGCGCGAGGAAGCCGCGCACAGCCCGCUGCUCAGCAACCCCGUCCCGCCUGAACGGACUCUGUCUAAGUCGACUCUGAGCCUGGAGUACGGGCGCGGGGACAGGUCAGGCUCCGUAGCGUCCGCGUCGGGCUCCGAGGACGAGGAGCCCGUUGGCCCCGAAGUGGCCAUUAGCCCCGUCGCCGUUCCCACUGGCCCCGCCACGCUGGCCACCGCCACCGCCCCACCGGAGCCCGACGCGGAGCCCGACAGCGAGACUGAGAGACUGUCGCCGUUGUUGACGCACCUCCCACCUAAUGGCACCGUGACAGGCAUGAUGGCGCACAUCGAUGACACUGACACCGACGAGCCGGAGAGAAACGCGCACUCGGGCGCUCGCGAUUGCGUGGCGGAGUCGCCGCCGGACGGGCGCGCCGACGACUCGGACUAUUUCACGCCCGAGGACACCGCCACCACCAUACUGACCGUGCCCAAGCCGCACAAGCACGCAGAGACAGCUAACAAUAUAGCAGGGGAGUGCACACCCCAGCGGUGGGCACUGCCUCAUCACGUCACUUCACUUCCGGGUACUCCGCUCAGCCAGUCUUCAGUGCGUUCGUCAGGAGACUCUUACAGCUCCACCUCUUCAACGCGGCAGCUACUGGCACCCGUCCCAGGAGCCCCACUCGCUACUGACACCGCUUGCUAGCGUCGCGCCCCCCGUAUACCGCGCAUCAAUAUCGCCGC
Messenger RNA from Chilo suppressalis (striped riceborer), 2240 nucleotides. Lineage: Eukaryota; Metazoa; Arthropoda; Insecta; Lepidoptera; Crambidae. The record is from the annotation of a GenBank genome assembly.